AUGAGCGAAGAGUUUAGCGAGGAGACUCUGGCCAAGGCACGCACCGCGAAGAUCUACAUAGAGCACCUUUACAAGGUGCAGCGCCAGAAUGUCAGGGAGCGGCAAGACAGGCGCGCCAAGCUGGAGCAGGAGCUGCAGUCGUACUCGCUGAGCGAGGAGCAGCGUGCGGCGGCGCUGGCGGAGCACGAGAAGCGGGAGCGCGAGUACAGCCGGCUGCAGCGGCAGCGGCUGUGCAUGGACGACUUUGAGCCGCUGCGGCUGAUCGGCAAGGGCGCGUUUGGGGAGGUGCGCAUCUGCCGAGACCGCUCCACGGGCAAGCUGGUGGCGGUGAAGAAGCUGAAGAAGGCGGAGAUGGUGCGGCGCGGGCAGGUGGACCACGUGCGUGCAGAGCGCAACGUGCUGGCCGAGGUGCAGCACCACUCCAUCGUCAAGCUCUACUACUCGUUCCAGGACGAGGAGUUCCUGUACCUGGUGAUGGAGUACCUACCUGGCGGCGACAUGAUGACGCUGCUCAUACGCAAGGAGAUCCUUCCGGAGCACUGGGCACGCUUCUACCUGGCGCAGACCGUGAUUGCGCUGGAGGCGAUCCACGCGGGCGGCUACAUCCACCGCGACAUCAAGCCAGACAACCUGCUGCUGGAUGUGGGGGGCCACAUGAAGCUGUCGGACUUUGGGCUGUGCAAGCCCGUGGAUGUGUCCACCCUGCCCGCCUUUGCCGCCGCAGUCAGCGCGGCGGCGGGCGCCGCGGCGGGGCUGCCGCCCUCCCCCAGCCCGCGGUCGCAGGGCGAGCAGCUGCGGCACUGGCAGGAGAAUCGGCGCAAGCUGGCGUUCUCCACAGUGGGCACGCCCGACUACAUCGCACCAGAGGCGAGUGGUCAGCUCGGCUGCUGCCAGCUGGCGCCAGCUGGCCCCAGCCAUGCUCGCCAGGACUGCCUGUGGGCGCUGUCGUCCCGGCUGGUUCUGAUGAAGAAGGGGUACGGCAUGGAGUGCGACUGGUGGAGCGUGGGCGCCAUUGCCUACGAAAUGAUGGUCGGCUUCCCGCCCUUCUACUCGGACGACCCCAUGACCACGUGCCGCAAGAUUGUCAACUGGCGCACCUACCUGCGCUUCCCUCCCGAGGCCGAGGCGGCGCUGACCCCCGCCGCCCGCGACCUCAUCUCCCGCCUGCUGUGCGACGUGGAGGAGCGGCUGGGCAGCCACGGCGGCGCGGCGGAGAUACGCGCGCACCCCUUCUUUGCGGGCAUCGACUGGCAGCGCCUGUACGAGGUUAAGCCGCCCUACCGCCCUGCCGUGGAGCACGAGCUGGACACUCAGAACUUCGAGCAGUACGAGGACGAGGGCGGCUCGGGCCUGACCCCCGGCGGCUCCCGCUCCCGCCCCAUCGCCGACCCCAACUUCAUCGGGUACACCUACAAGAACUGGGACGUGGUGCACAGCGCGCAGGCAAAGCAGCGGGUCAAGGAGCAGCGAGACAGGCUGGCACGGCCCAGCAUCAACGAGCUGGCGGCGGCCUUUGAGGAGCAUGCUAACAUCUAG
Chlorella variabilis is the source of this 1536-nucleotide messenger RNA. RefSeq lists its product as hypothetical. Gene Ontology annotation, biological process: peptidyl-serine phosphorylation; intracellular signal transduction. NCBI's taxonomy places the organism in Eukaryota, Viridiplantae, Chlorophyta, Trebouxiophyceae, Chlorellales, Chlorellaceae. Bases 1 to 1536 code for a protein of 511 amino acids. Gene Ontology annotation, molecular function: ATP binding; protein serine/threonine kinase activity. The transcript is spliced from 10 exons. The record is from RefSeq and is a predicted model, not a curated record.